Iphiclides podalirius (scarce swallowtail) is the source of this 3021-nucleotide messenger RNA. Lineage: Eukaryota; Metazoa; Arthropoda; Insecta; Lepidoptera; Papilionidae. The record is from the annotation of a GenBank genome assembly.
AUGAUGUCAUUUCGUCUUACCGGCGGCACUAAAGAUUACAUCGUUGUUGGUUCUGACUCUGGAAGAAUUGUAAUACUGGAAUAUAUCCCAGCUAAAAACAUCUUAGAAAAAGUCCACCAGGAAACAUUCGGGAAAUCUGGAUGUCGUCGAAUAGUUCCCGGCCAAUAUUUGGCCAUUGAUCCCAAAGGUAGAGCUGUUAUGAUUGGUGCAAUUGAAAAACAAAAGUUAGUGUACAUUUUAAAUCGAGAUGCUGAGGCAAGAUUAACAAUUUCAUCACCUCUUGAAGCCCAUAAAUCAAAUACAUUAGUUUACCAUAUGGUUGGUGUGGAUGUUGGAUUUGAAAACCCAAUGUUUGCAUGUUUGGAAAUUGAUUAUGAAGAGGCUGAUUCUGAUCCCACUGGUGAAGCUGCUCAGAAAACACAACAAACUUUAACAUUCUAUGAAUUAGAUUUAGGCUUGAAUCAUGUUGUCAGAAAAUAUUCUGAACCUUUAGAAGAACAUGCAAACUUUCUCAUAACAGUUCCAGGUGGUAAUGAUGGCCCAUCAGAAACCGAUGAAGAUAUGGUAACAGAAAUAAAAUUAAAAUAUUUCGACACAGUACCGGUUGCAUCGUCUAUGUGCGUUUUGAAAACUGGGUUUCUCUUUGUGGCCUGUGAAUUUGGCAACCACUACUUAUAUCAAAUUGCACAUCUUGGUGACGAAGAUGAUGAGCCAGAAUUCAGUUCAGCUAUGCCAUUAGAGGAAGGAGACACUUUCUUCUUUGCACCCCGACCAUUGCGAAAUCUAGUGUUGGUUGAUGAGCUAGAUUCACUUUCUCCUAUAUUGGCCUGUAGAGUAGCCGAUUUGACUGGUGAAGAUACUCCUCAAGUUUACCUAGCAUGCGGGCGUGGUCCUAGAUCCUCUUUGCGAGCAUUACGACAUGGUUUAGAAGUAGCCGAAAUGGCCGUGUCAGAAUUACCAGGUUCACCUAAUGCUGUAUGGACUGUGAGGCGACACAAAGAUGAGGAAUAUGAUUCAUACAUCAUUGUAUCAUUUGUAAAUGCUACACUUGUGCUGUCCAUUGGUGAGACUGUUGAAGAAGUGACUGACUCUGGGUUUUUGGGAACUACACCAACGCUUAGCUGUCAUGCUUUAGGCAGUGAUGCACUAGUGCAAGUUUAUCCUGAUGGUAUCAGACAUAUCAGGGCAGAUAAAAGAGUCAAUGAAUGGAAAGCUCCGGGCAAGAAAUCUAUUGUAAAGUGUGCUGUGAACCAAAGACAAGUGGUCAUUGCUCUGACUGGCGGUGAACUUGUAUAUUUUGAGAUGGACCCUACUGGACAAUUAAAUGAAUACACUGAAAGAAAGAAAUUGUCCUCUGAUGUGUCCUGUAUGGCUCUAGGCUCAGUUGCAACUGGCGAGCAGAGAGCUUGGUUUUUGGCUGUAGGGUUGACUGAUAAUACUGUAAGAAUUAUCUCUUUGGAUCCAUCGGAUUGCUUGGCACCUCGCUCAAUGCAAGCAUUACCAGCAGGCGCCGAAUCAUUAUGCAUUGUGGAGCAACCAUUUGAAUCUGGUGCCAAAUCUGCUCUACAUCUGAAUAUAGGGUUAAGCAAUGGUGUUCUAUUGAGAACUACUUUGGACUCAGUGAGUGGGGAUUUAGCUGACACAAGAACUAGGUAUUUGGGGUCUCGACCUGUUAAGUUAUUCAAAGUCAAAGUGCAGGCGACUGAGGCAGUACUUGCAGUGUCUUCUAGAACAUGGUUGGGAUAUCACUAUCAAAAUCGCUUCCAUUUGACGCCGCUAUCUUAUGAAUGCUUAGAAUAUGCUGCAGGCUUUAGUUCAGAACAAUGUGCUGAAGGUAUUGUUGCCAUUUCCUCAAACACCUUGAGAAUUCUCGCAUUGGAAAAAUUGGGAGCCGUUUUUAACCAGACUUACCUGCCAUUAGAAUAUACGCCAAGAAAAUUUGUAAUAAAUACAGACAACAAUCAUAUUAUAGUUCUGGAGACUGAUCACAAUUCUUAUACAGAAGAAAUGAAAAAGCAGAGAAGAAUUCAAAUGGCGCAAGAAAUGAAGGAAGCUGCAGCGGGCGGUGGACCAGAGGAGCAGCAACUGGCCAAUGAAAUGGCUGAUGCCUUUCUAUCUGAUGUCUUGCCUGAAAAUGUCUUCUCUUCGCCAAAAGCUGGUGCAGGUAUGUGGGCAUCUCAAAUAAGAGUCAUUGAUAUGGGAAUUGGUGGAGCUCAGCCUAAUACACUGUUUAAGUUGCCUUUGGAGCAAAAUGAAGCGGCGGUGUCCCUGUGCAUCAUACGUUGGGCCGCCCACGCCGAACACGCUCAGCCGCAUCUAGUUGUUGGAGUGGCUAAAGACAUGAUACUCUCUCCAAGAUCUUGUACUGAGGGCAGUUUACAUGUGUACAAGAUAUUCGCAAAUACUGGCAAACUGGAACUCGUCCACAAAACUCCUAUAGAUGAGUAUCCAGGAGGAUUAGCAGCUUUCAAUGGAAAACUACUGGCAGAUUAUGAUACUGUGGCCAUGUCUGACAAGUUUGCUAAUAUAGCUGUGAUGAGAUUGCCACAUUCUGUCAGUGAUGAUGUUGAUGAAGAUCCUACUGGGAACAAAGCACUUUGGGAUAGAGGUUUGCUGAAUGGUGCAUCACAAAAGGGUGAAAUAGCUGUCAAUUUCCACGUUGGAGAAACUGUCACAUCCUUACAAAGAGCCACACUGAUUCCCGGAGGAUCUGAAGCGCUACUUUAUGCCACCGUCAGUGGAUCUCUUGGAGUUCUGCUGCCGUUCACUUCUAGAGAGGACCAUGACUUCUUCCAGCACUUGGAAAUGCACAUGAGGAGUGAAAACUCCCCGCUAUGUGGCAGAGACCAUUUAUCGUACAGGAGUUACUACUACCCUGUUAAGAACGUUAUAGACGGCGAUCUGUGCGAACAAUUCAAUUCGCUCGAGCCGGCGAAACAAAAGGCCAUCGCGGGCGACCUUGAGCGAACGCCCGCCGAAGUCUCGAAGAAACUGGAAGAUAUAAGGACUAGAUAUGCCUUU